CUGAGCCAGACCAGUAAAUGUGAAUCUGAAGACUUGAAGUGCUACGCAGUCAACGUGAGACCCUUCAGGAUCCGCGCGGUGCCCACCGCUCCCUCUUAACAAAUAACUGCCACCAGUUUUCAGCGCGUUCUACCUGAAAACCCUGCAACGCGUUCAGCGGUAUUCCCGGAGAGAUGUUCGGGUGAUUUUUGAGUGUUAUCUGACCACGUUUUUUUUUUUUCGCAUCGUUUUAAAAGCGAAGAAUAUCGAGAGACCCACAACACGCAAGUCUGUUGAUCCGGAUGAACAAGUAAAAACUCGCAACAGAUUUUGCUCGCGGACAACUUCUCUGGAGCUGAGUGUUUCCCGCAGGUUUGAGGGCCCUUCAGGUGUGUCAAGUCCACUUGAGGGAGCCAGCAGAAGCUAUGGCUUACUCUCUCUCGCUCAGUCUGCUCUACCUGGGCUUGCUGUGUGGAAACGGACUGGUGUCCGCAAGAGGAUCCGAGCUGUUCACUGCAGAUCCAAGCAGAGGACCUUAUUUUACGGGCUGCCGCUCCAGAGAGCAGGAGACCUUCCGUUGUUGGUGGAGCGCUGGGACCUUCCAGAACCUCACAGAGCCUGGAGCCCUCAGGGUCUUCUACCAGACAAAAAAUGCCCUUUCUGAGUGGCAGGAGUGUCCAGACUACACGCGUACUGCGGAAAACGAGUGUUACUUCAACAAGUCCUACACAUACAUCUGGACCUCGUACUGCAUCCAGCUGCGCUCAGUUCCUCAGAACAUAACCUAUGAUGAGGCCUGCUUUACAGUGGAGAACAUAGUGCAUCCUGACCCACCAAUUGGGCUGAACUGGACUCUACUGAAUGGGAGUCGCUCAGGGCUGCACUUUGACAUCCUUGUGCGCUGGGCUCCCCCUCCAUCAGCAGAUGUGCAGAUGGGCUGGAUGAGCCUGGUGUACCAGCUUCAUUACCGGGUCAGGAAUGCCUCCCACUGGGAGAUGCUGGACCUGGAGAGUGGCACACAGCAGUCAAUCUACGGUUUGCAUACUGACAAAGAGUAUGAAAUCCGGGUGCGCUGCAAGAUGCCAGCCUUUGACAACUUUGGCGAAUUCAGUAACAGCAUCAUUGUGCAUGUGGCACGGAUACCAAGCAAAGAAUCAACGUUCCCGACGACAUUGGUGUUCAUUUUCGGAGUGAUCGGAGUGGUGAUUCUUCUUGUCCUCCUCAUCUUCUCUCAGCAGCAGAGGUUGAUGGUGAUAUUUUUACCACCUAUUCCUGCACCUAAUAUUAAAGGCAUUGACCCAGAGCUGCUGAAGAAUGGAAAGCUUGACCAGCUCAAUUCUUUGCUGAGCAGUCAGGAUAUGUACAAGCCGGACUUCUACCAUGAGGAUCCAUGGGUGGAGUUCAUCCAGCUGGACCUUGAUGACCCUGCAGAGAAGAAUGAGAGUUCUGAUACACAACAUCUGCUGGGCUUGUCCCGCUCAGGCUCUUCUCACUUCCUUCAUUUCAAAAGCGACAACGAUUCGGGUCGUGCUAGCUGCUACGACCCAGAAAUCCCAAAUCCCGAGGACUUGGCUUCCCUUCUGCCUGGCCAUUCUGGACGAGGAGAUAACCACCCUCUGGUUUCCAGAAGCAGCUCGUCCAUCCCUGAUCUUGGCGUCCAGCAGACAUCAGAAGUGGAGGAGACGCCCAUUCAAAUGCAACCCGCUGUGCCAAGCUGGGUAAACAUGGACUUUUAUGCCCAAGUAAGUGAUUUCACACCAGCAGGAGGAGUGGUGCUUUCACCUGGACAACUGAACAGCUCUCCGGAGAAAAAGAAGGAAGAAGAGAAUGAGAAGAAGAUACAAUUCCAGUUGCUUUCCGAUGGAGCCUACACCUCAGAGAACACAGCCAGGCUGCUUUCUGCCGACGUGCCACCCAGCCCUAGUCCUGAGCAGGGGUACCAAGCAUUCCCAAACCAAGCCGUUGAGUGGAACCCCUGGAAUGGUGAGUACCUGGUGUCCGCCAGUGAUUCCCAGACACCGUGCCUGGUUCCUGAAGCUCCUCCAGCCCCCAUACUGCCACCAGUAUCAGACUAUACUGUAGUGCAGGAAGUGGACGCCCAGCACAGCCUCUUCCUGAAUCCUCCUUCCUCACAGCCUGCGAUAUGCCCUCACAGCCCAAACAAACAUCUCCCUGCAAUGCCAACCAUGCCCAUAGGGUACCUCACCCCAGACCUUCUGGGAAACCUGAACCCAUGAAGUGACUAAAAAGCACAAAGUUCAUGGUCUUGUUGUACCUUCUCGCUGCUGGAAACCAAAGUUGCAUGAAUCACGUGACACGUGACGGGAAUUCUUCACACAAGAAUUUUCUCUGCUGUACGCGAUAAAAUAGAAGAAGCUGAAAACGUUUCUUUUCUGUCAGCUGUUGCAGUAGUGCUACGCUAGCUCACCAAGAGAUUUUAAAUGUGCUUUCAAUUUACAAUCAGAAACAGCUGGUUACAUGCAACAACAAAAAAAAUCACUACAGAUAUAUGCUCGAUGGCUGUGUCUGAGAACCAUUUUGAAAAUGUGUUUAUCUUAAUACAAAGAUGCAGAUCUAGAGCUACUGUGGCACUGGGAUGAAGAGUUGACAAAAUGAAUUCAAACAUAUCUUUAUACAAAAUUGUUUACACACAGGUGGAAGACGAAUCACUUUAUUCUGAUUACAUCAACCCAGAUUUGCUCAUAUAUGGUAUAUUAAAUAUAUUCCAUUGCAUCCUAUCAAGGUUCCUGAAUUAUUUAGUUUUGUGGACGAGUCAAUAUUUUUUCUCAAAUCUCCACACAGCCUUGAUCUUAAGGGAACCUGCUUCCCCAGAUUUAUGGGAGCCUUUCUGAGCACUGCAUCAUUUCUGCACAUUUUAUCUUCUGCCAUAGCCAGAUGGAUAAACUCAGCAAAUGAACUUUUUCAAUAUGCUAAAACACUUAAAAUGGGGUUGUGGCGCAGCUGUGUAUUUUAGCAUCACUAUAUAUGACUGUAAUAUUUGAGAUCAUUACUAGAAAAUGUUGAGACAAGUUUUUGUAAUGAUAUUAGCCCACUGAACAAGGUGUUACCUUGUUCAAAAAGGGAAAAAUGAACUUUUUAUUUGUAUUAAUGUAUCCAGGGGACAUGUCAAAAACAAAGUGCUUGUAGAGACUUUGCUGUGCAAUGCAGACUGUAUGGCAAGUUUUCUUAUAUGUUAUCUUUGUACAUGUAGCGGUUUUGUAUUGAUGAAGACACUAUAAAUGUAUACAUGCAUUUUCAAUGGGAGUAACACUACAGAAUAGCUGGGAAAGAUGUGCCAAUUUUUGGACUUGUUUAAUUAGACAAAGACUUGCCAUUAAAUAAGGCUACAAUUCUUGCCUGGACAAUUAAUUCAGUGAUGUCCUCUAGAAACAGCAUAUUCUUGUGCACCAUGGCCUCUACACGGGGACAAAAGCUGCUUUUAACUAGAGCUAUUUUAUGAAAUCAUGCAUUAUAAUAGAAGUAAUUAUUUUUAUUUACAACCAUAGACUGUUAAGAUUUGUCAAGCCACAUAUUGGAAACCCAGUUGGUGAAUUUCUCACAGAUGUAAUUCUAUGCUCUUGAUAAGUUUGUACAGAAAAAGUAUUGCUUGUUAAGGUGUAUACAGUAGAUGAGCUUAUAUUGAGCACUUUGUGAUUCUUAAAUGUUCUCUGUUUUUAGAGAAACACAGUGGAGGUAUAUGAUGGUGAAGAAGGAGCCUUUGGUUUACAGCUUAAUUGGUCCCGGGUUUGCCUAUGAUGCUUGAAUACUGGGUCCUAACUUGUUUUAGGUGUCUGUUGUAGUUACAGUGCCUUCCAAAAGUGUUUGAUUUUAUUCUGAUUUUGAGUUAAAUGUAUUUGUGCCCCAACCUUUUACAAGUAUACUAAAGCUAUUCAGACAGUCUCACAAACCAUUUCUUGCUCCAUUAAUUGCUCUUAAUUCCUUAAUAUUGCAAAUGCCAACAUUAGCUAAAGAAAUAGUUCAACCAAAAAUGACAAUUCUGUCUAUUUUAAACAUUCUUCGUGCACAUUUUAGUCUCAUCAUUUACAAAGACAGUGAACCACGAUUUU
This is a messenger RNA of Sinocyclocheilus grahami, 4046 nucleotides long. RefSeq names its product growth hormone receptor-like. Gene Ontology annotation, biological process: cytokine-mediated signaling pathway. The transcript is spliced from 10 exons. The record is from RefSeq and is a predicted model, not a curated record. Gene Ontology annotation, molecular function: protein binding; cytokine receptor activity. Gene Ontology annotation, cellular component: external side of plasma membrane; membrane. NCBI's taxonomy places the organism in Eukaryota, Metazoa, Chordata, Actinopteri, Cypriniformes, Cyprinidae. Bases 405 to 2216 code for a protein of 603 amino acids.